AUGAGGACAGAGGUGAUGUUAGACGGCCCAGCCUCCCGCCUGUCGAAGAUCAAUACUGCUCCUCUUCACAUUGUUGACACACCCAUUUCCCCCUCGUCAACAGUCAAAGAUCUUGGUGUCUACUUUGAAUGUGAUCUUUCGUUGGAAAAGCAAGUCUCAGAGUUAUGUAAAUCUUGUUACUACCACAUCCGAACCAUUGGCAGUAUCCGCCAUCUUCUGAUUGAGGAUUCUACUGCAGCACUUGUUCGAUCUCUGAUACUUUCACGUAUUGACUACUGCAACAGCCUUCUGCUCCAUAUCUCACAGGAUCUCAUUAAUCGACUCCAGAGAAUUCAGAAUAAUGCAGCACGCAUUGUCACCAAAACCCCUAAAUUUGCAAGUAUUACUCCUGUCCUGAAACGCCUACGUUGGUUACCAAUCCGAGCGAGAGUUGACUUCAAGAUACUGACUUUGACAUAUCAGUGUGUUCACAGAACAGCUCCAGUGUACCUCAAGGAACUCUUCAGGCUGUACAUCCCCGGUGGCAGCGGCCAAGAAAUCGAACGAAUUGCCCGACCAUCUGCGAACAUGUCAAACUCUGACUCUGUUUAG
Molecule: messenger RNA, 591 nt
Organism: Haliotis rubra (blacklip abalone)
Lineage: Eukaryota; Metazoa; Mollusca; Gastropoda; Lepetellida; Haliotidae
Exons: 2
Coding region: 1-591 (196 amino acids)
Source: RefSeq, a predicted model, not a curated record